This is a messenger RNA of Fraxinus pennsylvanica, 1233 nucleotides long. The record is from the annotation of a GenBank genome assembly. Lineage: Eukaryota; Viridiplantae; Streptophyta; Magnoliopsida; Lamiales; Oleaceae.
AUGAGAAUUAAAGAUAGUUCAAAUGUAUUACAGAAACAAAGAAAUAGAAAAAGCCGAUCGCUCUUAGUUUUCCACGAGUUCGAGAAUCUUCCGUAUUUGAUGUUGGAACAGGAGAAUAAAAAAGUGGAUGAACAUGAGGCAGGAUCCGUUGCACUUCCGAAAGUUGAUAGAUUUGGAUUCGUAAAGCAGGAAGCUAACUCUCCUGAUGGUUUAACAAGGAGUAGAUCGGCCUUCGAGUAUGAGAGGGAGGAAAGAAAAAUUAGAAAAUGGAGGAAAAUGAUUGGGGUUGGAGGAAGUGAUUGGAAGCUCUACCUUCGGAGAAAACCUCAUGUUGUUAAAAGGAGAAUAAGGAAAGGAAUUCCUGAUUGUCUAAGGGGUCUUGUUUGGCAGUUAAUCUCUGGAAGUCGGGACCUCUUGCUUAUGAAUCCAGGUGUCUAUGAGCAACUAGUCAUAUACGAGACAUCUGCUUCUGAGCUCGAUAUUAUUAGAGACAUCUCUCGUACAUUUCCUUCACAUGUUUUCUUCCAGCAAAGACAUGGACCGGGUCAAAGAUCCCUUUAUAAUGUAUUGAAAGCGUACUCUGUAUUUGACCGAGAGGUUGGAUAUGUGCAGGGAAUGGGAUUUGUGGCAGGUCUGUUGCUCCUUUAUAUGAGUGAGGAAGAUGCAUUUUGGUUAUUGGUUGCAUUACUGAAAGGAGCUGUCCAUGCUCCGAUGGAAGGAUUAUAUCUGGUGGGUUUGCCUCUUGUACAGCAGUACCUAUUCCAGUUUGACCAGUUGGUGAAGGACCACUUGCCAAGGCUGGGAGAGCAUUUUGUUCAAGAAAUGAUAAACCCUAGCAUGUAUGCAAGCCAGUGGUUCAUAACUGUUUUUUCAUAUUCGUUACCAUUCCAUUUGGCUCUUCGGAUUUGGGAUGUCUUUCUUUAUGAGGAUGUUAAGAUUGUUUUUAAAGUUGGUUUGGCUCUACUGAAAUACUGCCAUGAUGACUUGGUGAAGUUACCUUUUGAAAAACUCAUACAUGCAUUACGACACUUUCCUGAAGAUGCCAUGAACCCAGAUACAUUAUUACCAAUGGCCUACGCAAUUAAGGUGUCCAAGCGUUUGGAGGAAUUGAAGGAUGAAUAUGAGAAGCAACAUGGGAAGGUAUCUGACUCCCGUAUUAAGCAGAAGCUGCAGCAAUUGAAUGAUGCAGAUGCGGCGUUGCUUCAAUCAGAGGGAAAGCAAAUUUGUGAAUAG